AUGCGGGCUAUGCAUUUGGGUUCAUCAGUUAUCCAGGCACUCAAUCAGGAUGCCUGGGCCCAAUACCAUGGUCCCAAAAGAUACUUUAAUUGGAUUAAUCAGUUUGAACAGCGUCUCGCUACCGACUUUGCGGAUGGUCCGUCGCUCACCGAUGUCAGAGAUAAUCUCACAGCCCAUCUUGAGCUGGUGAUGCUGAAGCUGGCCGUAGUCGAUAGCACUUCAGCAUACAUCUUACUUCGGGAUGCUCUGCCCAAGUUUCUCUUGCUCGUAUCCACUGAAUCCGAUUUGCUCAUAGAGAGAUCCAAUGGUAGCCUGACCAUAUCAUUUCCUCGCACACUAAAUUCACCCCGGCACGAACUGGUGCGGUUUGUCACUUACGAUUCGCUUAUGGGUCUUCUACUCGGGGCGCCCCCCUUGGUAGAAUACGUGUACGAGGGCGGAUGUGGCGUUGAUCAGUGCGAGCGCGUACAUGGGAUUCCGACUGCGUGCUUUCAGAUCCUCUCGCAGGUAAAUUCGUCGAGAGCAGGUUCUAGCGCCUCUCUAGAAAACUGGAGAGUUUUGGAGCAACGUGUCCUGGAGUGGGGAUCACCGCACGUUAUAUCGGCAGCUCCCGCACCUGAGGCUGCUAACAUCGAACAGGCCACAAUAAAAGAAAUAUGGAGGCAUUUACUACUAAUCUAUAUAUACAUGGGUAUGGGUGGAGCUUCAUCCCAUGACUCACGCGUACAAGCCUCAGUCGACCAUAUAUUCCACCAUGCCGAGACACUCGGAACUUCACGCAUCGGCAUACACAUGCUGCCUCACUGCAUUGCUGCUGGUGUUGCAGCUCGACUGGAAACACAUCGAACGCGCGGCCGUGGUUCUCGUGCGGGCCGCAAUUUAGCCGAUUUUUGUAUCACUUAUGGCAUGGUGCUGGUGAUGGAGGAAGAGCUGUAA
Molecule: messenger RNA, 936 nt
Organism: Rhizoctonia solani
Lineage: Eukaryota; Fungi; Basidiomycota; Agaricomycetes; Cantharellales; Ceratobasidiaceae
Product: Fungal specific transcription factor domain
Exons: 5
Coding region: 1-936 (311 amino acids)
Source: RefSeq, a predicted model, not a curated record